UCAUCUUCUUUCAUCCCUAGAAAUCUGCUGGCCGGACCCUUUUCUUUACUUCUUUUCAGGCCGCCAUAAAGAAGCAGCACCGAGAGAGAGAGUCCGUGUUGGUAUACAUAAAAUUCUCCGUCGGCUAAACACAACAACGACUCGUUCAACUUUUGCAUUCAUCAUCUAGACUACGCAGCUGCUGCUGCUGGCCAUAAGGACCGCGAGAGAUGGACGCGAUGACGAAACACAUUAGCCACACUGGUGGCCAGUCAACGUCGGACAAAAGAAGGAUUCAAAAUCAUGGCGACACUUGACGACAAGUUGAUGGGCGAGAAACUGCAUUACUAUUGCAGUAGCAGCAGUGAAAGUGAAGGUGAAGACGAGGACGGAGAGAAGUUACCACCGGCAGCAGGUGAUGCCGAGCCAGCUGCCCCCAAUGGCAGCUGUCAGUGGGAUGGAACUUCUUGCAACGUAAAUUACCAUUUUUAUCUAAAUUAUAUACAACAAUUGUUUAGCAUUUUUCAAUUUCAGACUGGGCCAAAAGGAGUGAUCAAAGAUUACCAGCGUUUCAAGCAACUUGAACGUGAAAGGAGGGAAGAGCAGAAGGAGGAACUGUCAAAGUUGGCCAAGAAAUUUUCCAUUACAUGCAGAACUAAUGCUGAAGAUGAUAAGGCCAAAUCGGAAGAAGAAAAACUUGAAGAAGAGCUGGCCAAGCUGAUGGAUGAAUCGUGCAUCCAGGAUUUUGUCCAGCAGAGAAUGCAGGAAAUGCUGCUCAGAGAAACCAAUCGACUGAGAUUUGGAUCAGUUCACGUCCUAAAGGACUGUGAUCAUUUCCUUGCAGCUGUUGAUGGGGAGGAUAAAUCUGUCUGUGUAAUCAUCCUUCUUCACGAGCCCAACAGCCCCGGUUGUUUGAGUGCCAUCAAGGCUGUCGAGUCUCUUUCCAAGGCCUACACCCACGUCAAGUUCUGUACCGUUCGACCGUCUCUCAUUUCCAUGUCGGUCAACUUUAAAGUCAGCGGAGUGCCAGCCCUGUUAGCCUACAAGUCCGGCCAACUCUUUGGUAAUUUCGUCCGAAUGACAGACGAACUCGGCGAGGAAUUUGCCACCUGCGAUCUCGAAAGUUAUCUCAUCGAGCACGGCAUUCUCAACGACCGCAAUCUAGUCCCCAAUGUAGUCCAAACAGAGUCCAGUGAUGAAGACUGAAAAGGUGUUUUAUUUCAUUCAUUCAUCUCUUAACAUCAACCCAAAACUAACCAUCAUUUCUCAGUGUCUAUUAUCUCUCGUAUUUGAAUGAAACACCCGCGAUCAAACCAUUAAAAAAAGCUUCCUCCCCGGGUAAAGAAAAGUGUUUUGUUUGCUUUUUAUUAUUUUAAUCAUUUUAUACCAGUUGCCGACUCCAAAAGAUCACCGAGUUGUUUGUUGACGAGCCUGGAAGCAGAAAGCGAAAAAAGUGGAGGAGAAAGUUGUAUAACAGUGAAAGACAAAUAGCCACUACAACCCCAUGGCGCA
Molecule: messenger RNA, 1491 nt
Organism: Daphnia pulex (common water flea)
Lineage: Eukaryota; Metazoa; Arthropoda; Branchiopoda; Diplostraca; Daphniidae
Product: phosducin-like protein
Exons: 5
Coding region: 283-1185 (300 amino acids)
Biological process (GO): regulation of G protein-coupled receptor signaling pathway
Source: RefSeq, a predicted model, not a curated record